CCACCCGCCCGUCUGUCGAGCUCGAGCAAGGGGACUCUCGGCGAAAGAUCGCUUGUUCACGGCAGUUCUCGACGGCACUCGGCGCUCGCCAUUGGAACCACUGCAAUCCCCGCAAACAACACGAUAUACAUAUAUAUUGUAACUAUUUACAGUCAAAGCGUCGUUUUAUAUUUUUCUUCACAAUAAAUUGCAACUCAAUUGAUUCAUCCUAAAUCACCGGAAGAUUCCUCGUGUGUUAACGUACAUCAUCAUUCAUCAGGCGGUCUGUUGAGAAAAUAUUGUGUUAAUUAGUCUGUUCAAGGCGAGCCCCGAGAUUGAAAACGAACAGAACAAUGCAGAGCAACGGAGCGGAAGGUAUUGGCGAAAAUGGAGUGGAUAAGAGUGGAUGGACGGUUGGGCUUAUAAAUGGCAAGUUCAAAUAUUUAACUGCCGAAACGUUUGGUUUUAAAAUAAAUGCAAACGGCUCGAGUUUGAAGAAAAAACAGCUUUGGACCCUCGAGGGCAGUGAACAUCAAGUUUUCCUUCGAUCUCACCUGGAUCGUUACCUCGCUGUUGAUCAAUUUGGUAACGUUACAUGCGAGGCCGAAGAACCAGCCGAUCUUGGCUGUGCUUUUCAGAUUCAGCUUGCUUCGGAUGGGAGUGGUAGAUGGGCUUUGAAAAAUAUACAGCGCGGAUAUUUCUUGGGCUCUAGCCAAGAUGAGCUCAAGUGUACAGCUAAGGCGCCUGGAGAGGCUGAAUACUGGCUUGUGCACCUUGCUGCUAGACCUCAGGUGAAUCUUCGAUCAGCUGGUCGGAAACGUUUCGCUCAUUUAAGCGCAACUCAGGACGAAAUUCAUGUAGAUGCGCCUGUACCCUGGGGAGAGGACACGCUCUUUACACUCGAAUUCCGUCCAGCAGCAAACGCGGACAAUGACACGGUUGGGCAUGGUAAAUCUGAAGGAGGUCAUUACGCUCUUCACACUUGCAAUAACAAGUAUCUUGCCCGCGAUGGAAAGCUAUUCGAUAGUUGUACUCGAGAAUGUCUCUAUGCGGCAGAAUUUCAUGCUGGAUUAUUGGCUUUGAGGGACAUUCACGGAGCUUAUUUGGCACCAAUUGGUAGCAAGGCUGUUUUAAAAUCAAGAUCGACCACGGUGACACGGGACGAACUUUUCUCAUUGGAGGAAUCUUUGCCACAGGCGUCAUUCGUUGCUGCACUCAAUCAACGUUACGUGUCUGUUAAACAAGGUGUCGAUGUAACAGCUAAUCAGGAUGAGAUAUCAGGUCACGAGACAUUCCAAUUGGAAUUUGAUCGUGUUACAAAACGGUGGUAUGUUAGAACAAUGCAAGAUCGUUACUGGAGUUUAGAGGCUGGUGGUGGAAUACAAGCUUCUGAUCAUAAACGCUCAUCGAAUGCCCUAUUCGAUCUUGUCUGGCAGCCAGACGAUGGAACUGUGGCAUUACGUGCAAAUAAUGGCAAAUUUCUUGCUACUAAACGCUCUGGACAUCUGUAUGCCAAUGCUGACUCACCCGCCUCCGGGGACUCUGAUGCAUCGAAAUACUACUUUUAUCUCAUGAAUCGACCGAUUCUCGUUCUACGCUGUGAGCAGGGAUUUGUGGGACCAAAAAGUGCUGCAAGUCCAAAACUUGAGUGCAAUAAAGCUGGAUAUGAAACUAUCCGUGUCGAGCGCUGUGAACGUGGCAUUGUUCGUUUUAAGGGUCAAAACGGAAAUUAUUGGCACGCUGACAACGAAGGUGUUACCGUAGAUGCUGAGCAACCGUCAGUUGGAUUUUACUUAGAACUUCGUGAACCUUCUCGCAUAUGCAUCAAAUGUACCGAUGGGCGAUACCUGUGCGCUGGUAAAAAUGGAGCUCUUCGCUUGGGUGAAACUGCUUAUGAAUCUGCUACAAAAUGGGAAUUCUAAAGCCCCUGGAUAUAUAUUCCAAAUGAUUUUUCUUCAAAGCCUCUUCUUUUGCGGCAUAUAGUACUAUAUGAGAGGACGGGGGAAAAUAAUAAAUGUAGGAAUGAAGCAUAAUUUUUUCGCUACUAGCACUGAAUAUGAAUAGUACUUUGAGUAAGAUACUUACUAUUUGUUCUUCGAAGGAGCUUGUAUACCCUCAAUGAGUGUCGCGUAGAUUAUAAAAUCAGUCUCAAUCUUGUAAUCUGAUUAUCAUGUCCAGUGAUACGGGCUUGUAAGCUUUUAUGAAUUUCCAAUCGUAAAAUUGUGCAUUAGAAAAUGGACAUUCAGUGACUUUCCAGUAGAAUUAGUAAAAACUGGACGUGUGUGAGACCAACAAUAGGGGACAAUAGUCAGAUUAGACGAUUAAACGAAAUUUGUACUCAGAAAUGAAUUCAUUCCAAUUUGAUUCCCCUUGUGAUUUUUCAUUUUUAUACGACUGUACACUUUUAUACCAAAAUCAUGAAAUUUACAUGAAAAUUUUUACUAUAAAAUAAAGAACAAACUAAUGAUAAAAAAA
This is a messenger RNA of Diachasmimorpha longicaudata, 2454 nucleotides long. It is a transcript of the gene singed, whose product is annotated as protein singed. Gene Ontology annotation, molecular function: actin filament binding; protein-macromolecule adaptor activity. Gene Ontology annotation, cellular component: actin cytoskeleton; cytoplasm. NCBI's taxonomy places the organism in Eukaryota, Metazoa, Arthropoda, Insecta, Hymenoptera, Braconidae. The coding region runs from base 333 to 1901 and encodes 522 amino acids. Gene Ontology annotation, biological process: establishment or maintenance of cell polarity; cell migration; actin filament bundle assembly. The record is from RefSeq and is a predicted model, not a curated record. The transcript has 8 exons.